CGCGAGCAGCCGCGGCCGCCGCGGUUGCCUCCCUUAGCCACCAGCGCUCCCGACUCGGCUCCUCAGGAGGGAGCGGCCAGUGGGCCCGCAUCCUGUCAGCGAGGUUCGAGGCCGGGCUGCCGCGGCCACCUCCUCCUGGUACCUAGGCCGCCCGGAGGAGCCGGGGCCGGAGCACCGUGGGCUGACUGACCCGGGGAGCUGACACCGCUGGACACGAAGGCGGAGGCGCGCGUCUGGCAGUCGCCUGGAGCCGAGAGGAGGCCGAGGGGACCAUGUCCGGGAGGAAUUUCCACCUCUCCACCACCGAACGCGUCAUCAAAGCUGUUCCCUUUCCUCCAACCCAACGGCUUACUUUGAAGGAAGUAUUUGAGAAUGGGAAACCUAAAAUUGAUGUUUUGAAAAACCAUUUGGUGAAGGAAGGGCGACUGGAAGAGGAAGUAGCCUUAAAGAUAAUCAAUGAUGGGGCUGCCAUCCUGAGACAAGAGAAGACUAUGAUAGAAGUAGAUGCACCAAUCACAGUGUGUGGUGACAUUCAUGGACAGUUCUUUGACCUGAUGAAGUUGUUUGAAGUUGGAGGAUCACCUAGUAACACACGCUACCUCUUUCUGGGUGACUAUGUGGACAGAGGCUAUUUCAGUAUAGAGUGUGUGCUGUUUUUAUGGAGUUUAAAGAUUAAUCAUCCCAAAACAGUGUUUUUGCUUCGAGGAAAUCAUGAAUGCAGACAUCUUACAGAAUAUUUCACCUUCAAACAGGAAUGUAACUGUUGGCUAGGGACUGCCCUCAGCUUCCAGAGAUUGCUUGCAGUUCUUUGCUCCCACAGGCAGUUCACAUUAGACAGGUUUAAAGAACCUCCAGCCUUUGGGCCAGUGUGUGACCUGCUUUGGUCUGAUCCUUCAGAGGAUUAUGGUAAUGAAAAGACCUUGGAGCACUAUACCCACAACACUGUCCGAGGGUGCUCUUAUUUUUACAGUUACCCUGCAGUUUGUGAAUUUUUACAGAACAAUAAUUUGUUAUCAAUAAUCAGAGCCCAUGAAGCCCAGGAUGCUGGGUAUCGAAUGUACAGGAAGAGCCAAACAACAGGCUUUCCAUCACUCAUUACAAUUUUCUCUGCCCCCAAUUACCUAGAUGUCUAUAAUAAUAAAGCUGCUGUGCUAAAAUAUGAAAACAAUGUCAUGAAUAUCAGGCAGUUUAACUGUUCUCCACACCCCUACUGGCUUCCAAACUUUAUGGACGUUUUCACAUGGUCUUUGCCAUUUGUUGGGGAAAAAGUCACAGAGAUGCUGGUUAACAUUCUCAACAUAUGCUCUGAUGAUGAAUUGAUUUCCGAUGAUGAAAUUGAAGAAGAGAAUUGUGUUCAUUACCGAAAAAUAAAAUUUGAAAAAUACUGGAAACCGCAAAUAAGAACAACAAAGUUACCUGUAAACCUGCCAUCUCAUAAAUAUCAGCUAUGUCGAAUCAAAUAUUCUGAACAGGUGUAUGAUGCGUGUAUGGAAACAUUUGACUGUCUUCCUCUUGCUGCCCUCUUAAACCAGCAGUUUCUGUGUGUACAUGGAGGGAUGUCACCUGAAAUUACUAGUUUAGAUGACAUUAAGAAAAUUAUGGAUGGGAAUAGGCUGAGGUGGGAGCCUGGGUUGUCUGUGCUGGCAGCAAUGCUGUUGGUUUACUCACUCUUGUUCUGUCUUCAUUUUUGCAUGCCACUGCUCCUGCCUCUUACAGCCACAGUAGAAGCGGUAGAGGCCCGGGAAGCCAUCAGAGGGUUUUCGCUUCAGCACAGGAUCCGGAGUUUUGAAGAAGCCCGAGGUCUGGACCGAAUUAACGAACGGAUGCCACCCCGAAAAGACAGCCAGUACCCCGAUGGGCCAGUGAAAUUGGUGGCCCCUGCACAACCCAACGCUGUGCACAGGAGCGACAGGGGGAGAAGAGCCAGUAAUGACGCAGAGCCCUGCUGUGGCACAGGUGGAUCCAAAACUUAAGAACAAAUUUUAUUUAUUAUUGGAAAACAAAACAAAAACAACUUUAACAACUUAAACCUGGAGGUGCAUUCAUAAUUCAGUCUGCAUUUAUGCUGUAAGAAAGGUGACCAUUUUAUAAAUUGUUUUUAAUUUAUGUUUAAUAUAUAUAAAAAGUGCAUCUGUUUUGUUUUUCCCUUUUUUUUCCCCUAAUUUUUAGGAACUGAUCUGAUUGUCUGAUACAUAUGUGAAGUCUUGUGCUACAAAGGGGACCUUCCCCUAAUAAAAGGGCCUUGGAAACCUCCACCCUGGGUUUCUGACUUGAACUAGC
Messenger RNA from Leptonychotes weddellii (Weddell seal), 2280 nucleotides. Lineage: Eukaryota; Metazoa; Chordata; Mammalia; Carnivora; Phocidae. The record is from RefSeq and is a predicted model, not a curated record.